This is a messenger RNA of Prinia subflava (tawny-flanked prinia), 839 nucleotides long. RefSeq names its product mitochondrial ribosomal protein L14 (gene MRPL14). The coding region runs from base 110 to 550 and encodes 146 amino acids. Lineage: Eukaryota; Metazoa; Chordata; Aves; Passeriformes; Cisticolidae. The record is from RefSeq and is a predicted model, not a curated record. Gene Ontology annotation, cellular component: mitochondrion; ribosome. Gene Ontology annotation, biological process: translation. Gene Ontology annotation, molecular function: structural constituent of ribosome. The transcript has 3 exons.
CGCCGGCUCUGCACAGCGUCGGGGGGCGGGGCCGCGGCGCCGCGCAUGCGCGCGGGGGCUGCGCUGGGCGGUAGGGCGCGCGCGCUCCACGCGGAGGGUUGGUUACCAAAUGGCUCUCUUGAAUAGAAGAGUUGGUUUAUCUUUAUCCCAUCUAACCAGUGCUGUGAUCCAACGACAGUUCAGCGUCACUGGAGCAUGCCGAGCAAUACAGAAACUAACGCGCGUGCGAGUGGUGGACAACAGCGCCUUGGGGAACACGCCGUACCACCGGCCACCAAAGUGUAUCCACGUGUAUAACAAGACUGGAGUGGGCAAAGUCGGAGAUAAGAUCCUUCUGGCUAUCAAGGGAGAAAAGAGGAAGGCUUUAAUUGUAGGGCACAAGAUGCCUGGCCCCACCAUGACGCCUAGAUUUGAUUCGAACAAUGUGGUGCUCAUAGAAGAUAAUGGCAAUCCCAUAGGGACUAGAAUAAAAACACCAAUUCCCUAUACACUGCGAAGAAGAGAAGGCGAGUUCUCCAAAGUAUUGGCCAUUGCCCGCAACUUUGUAUGAAUGCUGACAAGUCCUCAGCAAUCCUUUUACAUCCUUUCUUACAGUAGCUGUUCCUCGGUCCCGUUCCAGAAACUGGUGAAACACGAAUAAGCUGAUGUUCAUCAAGAAUCUCUCCUCCCUUUUAAGAAUUUCAAGCAACUAAUUUAAAUAUUGAAUAGUUUGUUUUUCUCCAAAAUAAAGUUGAUUUAUUUCACAGAACACCUGCAGUAUGUUUGAGAAAUGGUCCUUCAUCCUUACUCCUCCUAUGGUGUUAAUCUGGUUUGUCAUCAUUAAAAUGAGAACAUGAAAA